Molecule: messenger RNA, 500 nt
Organism: Medioppia subpectinata
Lineage: Eukaryota; Metazoa; Arthropoda; Arachnida; Sarcoptiformes; Oppiidae
Source: the annotation of a GenBank genome assembly
AUAAUUGUCAUCAGCGCUGAUGUCAUACUAUUUCUGUUGGCAUUCAUUAACAUCUCUCCCACACAAGAAGACCUUAGAUUUGGUUUCCAUUUACUCGUGAUCAUAAUAUUGGGCGGCAUAACAAUACUGAUAUCGUAUGCCUCAUACGUGGCGUUUCAGAUGCCCUGUCAUUCGCAGAGUCGUGAGACGGGGGAGAAGACUGUGAACGCAGGCAAACACGCGUACCCUCACAACAGCAAAGACAAGAAUCCGGUCAACGCUUACAUCGAAGAGGAUAUACUUAUGUUAGCCGUCACUGGAAUGGAUGCGUUCGCGGCGUUCCUACUCUUCCUCUCGACAGUUGUGUUAUGUGUGGACGCGAGAGAAGAGGCCAUUCAGGACGAGUACGUGGCCCGAGUCAGGUCUAGUGUCUAUUAAAUCAUUUACACAUUACACUCACUUUUGCGCACAAAUAACUCUUUUCACUCAAAUAAAAACUCAAACAACAAACAAAUUUACAC